Molecule: messenger RNA, 2140 nt
Organism: Folsomia candida
Lineage: Eukaryota; Metazoa; Arthropoda; Collembola; Entomobryomorpha; Isotomidae
Gene: Polr3C
Product: DNA-directed RNA polymerase III subunit RPC3
Exons: 6
Coding region: 198-1781 (527 amino acids)
Biological process (GO): DNA-templated transcription
Cellular component (GO): RNA polymerase III complex
Molecular function (GO): single-stranded DNA binding
Source: RefSeq, a predicted model, not a curated record
UUAUAAAACGUGCUUUAAAUUCGAAAUCAAAAUUUUACAACAAAAUUACAAAAUUGUCACUUUUGGUAUGUGUUUUAGAUAAGUAAGAGCCAUAAAACGAGUGGGCUUUUCUUGACGAAAGGAAUAAAAUUCUUACCUUGUUCAACAAUCGAUUUGGAGGAAGAUUAUUAUUAAGAAAGAUUAUUACAUCAACCAUAAUGUCGAUGCAAUGCUCGAAAUUGUGCUCGUUGAUAAUUGGAGAGACGUUUGGAAUGCCGGUUCAAAGCGUUGUUGAUGUCCUCUUGCAAAAGGGACCCUCUCCCCUGCGACACGUCCUGACCUCGAUGAUGAAAUCUAUGCCGAUUGAAGCUAUUCAUGGGGCCCUUAAAACACUGAUUCAACACUUUGUCGUCAAUUUCCAUGUGAAUUCCACAACGGGAGAAACAAUAUAUUCUGUGAAUCAUGAAAAGACGAUAGAAAUCAUGAGAUAUCCGAGGUAUUACGCUCACGCCGAACAAAUGGUAGGACCCGUGGGGAGAGAAGUUCUCGAAGAAAUAGUACAAUCCGGCCUCGUUUCGAUCUCAAAGUUGAUCUACAUUUGCGGAUCUAGAGUGAUGAAGUCUAACCCAGACGUGACCGAGGCUGUGCUUUUUGAGCAGUUAAAUUUAUUCCAAACUACCGCGAUGCGACUUGCGGCUAAAAAAUAUAUCGUUAUCGUUCCUCCCCCAUCGCCAGAUAAUGAGAACAAUGAAGCUGACCCCGGAGCACACAAAGAUUCUCACAAACUACCAGCCGUAGACUUAAAAGUUUUGCUUGGAAAACUAUUAAAAACAAAUGAGACUAAGCUGGAAAGUCUUCCGGAUGCGAAUAUACUUUGGGGAAUUUAUAUCCAACAGUUUCACGCAGAGCUGAGAAAUAGCAUGGUAUAUCAAGCAUUAGAGAGAAAGUUUAAAUCCAUGAUAGAUCCAAGAGUAAUUCAAGUAGUGAUAGAAGUUGGACUCGAAAGACACCAGUGGGAAGAUGAAGGUGCUCCUGUAAGUAUGCAUGAAAUUAAAGAUCGGAUCGAAAAAAUGCCAGAUGGGUUGGCAACUUCAAAACACAUAUCAGAACAUCUGGAGAUUGUGGAGGACGAUCCAAUGCGGAUUUUGAGUAGACUGAGUAACCAACUCGGAGGACAUUUUGCUUUCAAUAUGAAAACUGCAGUGUCUGAAUUAUUAUGGAAUAUAAUAGAUAAAAUUAUAACGGAAAAACAUGGAUUUCAUGCACUUCGAAUAUUUCGACUGGUGAAAGCAAGUGGAUUUGUAGAACAAGACACUAUCAAUGAAAUAGGAAUGGUUCCAGGAAAGGAAGCUAAACAUCUAACAUAUAAAUUAGUAGACGAUCAUUUUAUAAAUAUUAAAGAAGUUAAGAAAACAUAUACUACAAAUGCUCCUCCUGGAAAAACGUGUACCGUAUUUUACGUUGAUUCAUCUCAAAUUGUUCGAUCGCUACAGGAAUAUUGCUACAAAGCUGCAUAUAACUUGAAACUAAAAUCAAAAAUUGAACAGGCAAAGAUCAAAAGACUUUCUGUUAAAGAAGAAAGGAUUACUCGAAUCCUGGUCAAUAUGACAAACAAAAAUUGUGCAGAGGAUCAAUUGAAUGAGAUUCGAGAACUCCUCACCCCACCUGAACGAGGACUGUUACUCAGAUACCAAUUUUCAUCUGGAAAGCUGUUAAGUGGCACUAUUCAAGUGGACGAAACCUUAUUCGUUACCGAACUCUACUUGAAAUACCAUGGGAAAAAUUUUCCCAAAAAAAAGUAAUACGCAAUACUGCGAUCGAAACCUAAAAUGAAAUUAACUCUCGUUAAUGAGAGUUAGUGCAAUCUUCUGUGAUAUUAUGAAUAGCUAGCAAUUAGGAUAACUUACUUGUAAAACAAUUUAUUGACAAUGUUACUUGAUUAUUACAAAAACUAAUCAAUACUUAUCUUUGUAUAAAUUCUGACCAGGGUGAAAGUGGAAGCAAACUUUCUCCCAGACUUUGCUACGCAUAACUCUUAAUAAUUUAUGGAUUUGUAGUACUUGAUUUUAAACAUAUCCUUAAUGUUAUACCUUGUUUAAUGACUGAGUAAAAUAUAGAUACAUAAUUUCCUAUAAAUAAAUGAUACAUUAACUUCAUAAAU